AAGCUAUUAUGCCCUUGGUGAUAAUUAAUUGAAAUCAGCUUAGGGAGUAGCAUUGUCUUGAAUUACAAUGACACUAUAUACCUAACACACUAGCAAUAUACUACAUCCUGGAGGCAUCGGGCACCAAUUAGAAAUGAUCAUAAAAACUAAUACAAAUUUACUCUUUGACAUUUGACUUGUCAAUUUUAGAAAACUAAUUAGUCAAAGGAUGCAUCAACACACUAUAACCAGAAAAAGUUUGACAUAUUCACAUUCCAUAACGUUUAUAUUAGCAAUUCAAAUAGUUGCAAAUGCCUUAAAAGCAAUCCUGGUGAUAAUUUUUUUACAAAUUCGAAAUCCUGAGGUGGCCGCAGAGGACUAUACUACAGAAGUUGAUUGUCUGAUACAUAAGACUUUUUAAGAUUAUUAAAGGAAAAAUGAAACGAAGUAACACGAGAGACUUUCUUUUGGUGGUACUUACUGCACUUAUCAGUUGCGCCUUUGCAAAACCUGGAAUGGUGGAAGCCAAGUCUGGCAACACUGAGCAAACGGGAGGGUACAAACACGUGCAAGUGGUGUCAAAGACCAAUUACCAUAGCGUACAAACCAACACAAGAAGUGGAAGCGUCUCUGGCGAUGAAAGUCUAGCGUCGAAGGGCUAUAAGCAGCGCCAUUCUGGAAGUGCUCAGCAGUCGAAUGACUAUGAACGACAACAGUCCAGAAAUGGUUAUGGUACACAAGAACAGUCAAUUGCCGGAUAUGGCACCGAACAGUUAAAUGGCUAUAGCAAGCAACAACAGGCAAAUCUGGCCGGAUAUGGAGCUCAAAAACCACGUGGCUAUGGAAAUCAAGAGGCGAAUGCCGGAUAUGACACACAACAGCCAAGUGGUUAUGGAACCAACCAGGCUAACAGGCAUAGCAAUCAACAGCAGUCGGGCGGUUAUGGCAAGCGACAACAGUCAAACGCUGGAUAUGGCACUCGACAAUCAAGUGGUUACGGAACCCAACAGGCUAACAGGCAUAGCAAUCAACAACAGUCGGGCGGUAAUGGCGGGCAGCAACAGUCAAACGCUGGAUAUGGCACUCGACAAUCAAGUGGUUACGGAACCCAACAGGCUAACAGGCAUAGCAAUCAACAGCAGUUGGGCGGUAAUGGCGGGCAGCAACAGUCAAACGCUGGAUAUGGCUCUCAACAAUCAGGUGGUUAUGGAACCCAACAGGCUAACAGGCAUAGCAAUCAACAGCAGUCGGGCGGUUAUGGAAAGCAGCAACAGUCAAACGCUGGAUAUGGCACUCGACAAUCAAGUGGUUACGGAACCCAACAGGCUAACAGGCAUAGCAAUCAACAGCAGUUUGGUGGUAAUGGCGGGCAGCAACAGCCCAAUGCUGGAUAUGGCUCUCAACAAUCAGGUGGUUACGGAACCCAACAGGCUAACAGGCAUAGCAAUCAACAGCAGUCGGACGGUUAUGGCAAGCAACAACAAUCGAGUGGCUAUGGCAUGCCACAGCAGUCAAAUGGUUAUGGGAAGCCACAGCAGACAAAUGCUGGAUAUGGCACUCAACAAUCCAGUGGUUAUGGCAAGCAAAUUCAAACGUACGCUGUGCAUCUUCCAAAAUGCAAUGCUCCAUAUGGUUUCUGCAAGGGAAAAUAUGUUGGUCUCUAUGGCAACCCUGCCUCAGAUGAUUGUUUCAUCCAGUGUGGUCACUAUGGUGCGACAUUCUCUCAAAGAUGUGCUCCCGGAACAAAGUGGAUGAAGUCUUAUAAGGAACCUGCGCAUUCUAACCAGUGUCAGAAGUCCUACCACUAGGUUACCCGUUUGCAGACCACAAUUACUUUAAGUCUCUACAACAUUGGUCAUUUUAGAACUGUUGGAAAAUAUGCAUGAUGUGAAAUGUUGUGACCACAAUAUAUUGUAAGAUUGUCACAAUUUACAGUUUUGAAGAAAGGUUAUACUCUUAACUCAGACUUGUAUAUAAUCUAUUUUGGUCAAAACACAACAUGACCAUGGCACAUACCAUUAUAUACUCUGAUAUAAUAGUUGACACUAUAUGUCGUGUGCAUGUAGCGGCAUGGUGUAUUUUGAAAAUGAUUAUUAUACUGGGUGCCCAUUAGUCUCUUUACUGUUUACAAUGACUUCGAUUGCAAUUGUAAAGACACUUUGUUGAUACCCUGUAUGUUUUACAGCUAUACGUUUUAGUGAGCUAACAUGCUGGAGUGACUGAAAAGUACAGAACCUUUCAGUGUUUUCAGUGUUUAUUGUUGUCAGAAAAUACCAUUUUGAUGAAAUCAUGAAAAGACUUUUGUUUUGUGAAAGUUGUAAAAGUAAGGUUGUGAAAUGCUAUUGGGGAACAAUGUUCUCUGUCGUUUAUUGUAUUUCACCCCAUGCAGACAGAUUGCUUAAAAUUGCAUUCGUAUGAUGUGAGACUCGACUAUACCGGAAAAGUAGAAACAUUUUGUCAUCCACGAUGCAAAUUAAUUUU
Owenia fusiformis is the source of this 2460-nucleotide messenger RNA. NCBI's taxonomy places the organism in Eukaryota, Metazoa, Annelida, Polychaeta, Sabellida, Oweniidae. The record is from the annotation of a GenBank genome assembly.